CUGGGGCAUGUCCUCACCGUCCAGCUGCUACCCAUAGGCGGGGAAAUUAGUAGGUUAUGACUCAGGUAAAAUUCAGACGUUUACACUUUCUGAAAAUUAAGAAGUAGUUUUUUAGCAUAUGUUUGCACUCGUUUGUUUUAUGAGAGAAUGAAAUAAUGUAUUGAGCAGUUUAAAAGCCGACUGCUUCUAGCUGAGUACAUAGUGGUAGAUGUAAUCUAGUCCAGACUUGGCCAGCUGGCUACCGUGCACCGUGUUACUGCAGCCUGCCUGCCUGCUGUCGUACUGUGUGGCAGUAAUCAUAGAUAUGAGUGCCGUGGUGUAUGUUUUGUCGACGGUUACGGGAUAUGUCCUCACCUCCGCGCUAUUACUGAGAUGUCCGUCACUACUUCACCGGAGAAGGCGAGAGACAUUCCGCAGCAGACACAUAUCGCACCGCGGCGGUGCCGGGGAGAACCUGGAGAACACAAUGGCAGCCUUUAGGCAUGCUGUGGAGCUUGGCACUGACAUGCUGGAGCUGGACUGCCAUCUGACCAAGGACGAGCAGGUGGUGGUGCUACAUGAUUCCAACCUGAGGAGACUGACUGGUGUUGACGCAGACAUUUCAGAUGUGCGCUAUGCUGAUCUUCCACCUUACUUGUGUAAGCUUGGGGUUACUUUCAAGCGAGAGUGCUUCGUUGAAGGGGGCGGCAGCCGUCGCAUCCCCCUGCUGAGAGAUGUCUUUGAGGCCUUCCCGAGCCUCCCCAUUAACAUAGACAUCAAAGUGAAUGACGACAGGCUCAUUAGGAAGGUCUCUGAGAUGGUCAUAAAAUAUGACAGAGAGCAUUUGACCGUAUGGGGCAACUCCAGAGAUCAAAUAGUGCAGAAGUGUUACAAAGAGAACCCACGGAUCCCGGUGCUGUUCAGCCUGUCCCGUGUCCUGCUCCUCCUGGGGAUGUUCUACACCGGGCUCCUGCCCUUUGUCCCGCUGAAGGAGCAGUUCCUGGAGAUCCCCAUGCCCUCCAUCACCACCAAACUACGGGACCCCAGGCAGAGCACACGGAGUGAACGCUUCAUCACUUGGCUUGCAGACAGCCUGCUCAUGAGAAAAGCUUUAUUUGACCAUCUAACUGCUAGAGGAAUACAGGUAUAUGUUUGGGUGCUCAAUGAUGAGGACGACUUCAAACGAGCUUUUGACCUCGGAGCUACAGGUGUGAUGACUGACUACCCAACGAAGCUGAAAGAGUUCAUGGAGAAGACCGACCUUCCAAAACCUGAGUUAACCUCUUAAAGCAGCCAGAUAGCUCCAGUGUAGGUUUGUUUGUUUUCUACUGCCUUUUCCCUACCUUUUCUGUAGGCCUUUCAGUGUAUCUUCCUCUCUUGUUUUUGCACAUUUGCAUUAGUGUGAUGUAACAGGAGAGGCUGCUGAGAACGUGAUGACCACUUGAAUAAGAUCGACUGUCUCAGAUGUUUAAUAGCUAUCUCCAACCAGCCAGUAGAUCAUGUGGCAGG
This is a messenger RNA of Electrophorus electricus (electric eel), 1488 nucleotides long. It is a transcript of the gene gdpd1, whose product is annotated as glycerophosphodiester phosphodiesterase domain containing 1. Gene Ontology annotation, biological process: N-acylethanolamine metabolic process; glycerophospholipid catabolic process. Gene Ontology annotation, molecular function: phosphoric diester hydrolase activity; phosphatidylcholine lysophospholipase A1 activity. Gene Ontology annotation, cellular component: endoplasmic reticulum membrane. Lineage: Eukaryota; Metazoa; Chordata; Actinopteri; Gymnotiformes; Gymnotidae. The record is from RefSeq and is a predicted model, not a curated record.